AUGCCGCCGCCCGGACCGCCGUCUCCGGCGCCGUCUCUCCCGGCCAAACCGCUCGAGUCGGUGCGUAUGAAGCGCAUGCAGCUGAUCCUGCAGAAAGCGCUCGACGUGUCGGUACACGCUGCAUCGCUCGUGGAUCUACGUGCGUGUCUAGAGAGCGAAUGCCGCGGCGACGAGGACCUUCUUGCCGCGUUUUUCCCGCCUCCCAGCCCCGAGAGCUUGGACGAGGCCAAUACCGAAGAAGUGGCCGCACAGGCAGUCAUGAGUUUGCGGCAGAAGGUGGAGACGGUGUUCCAGUGGCUGUGUGAGACACACGACGUGGAGACGGAGCUGCUGGAGCUGGAAGAGCUUCUUCGCGAGGCGCAAGAGCGACAGCUGCGGCACGUCGCAGCUGAGGAGAAGAAGAACGAGCGUCGAAGCGAGAAAGAGAGCGGAGAGAACGAGCACAUGGAAGUCGAGCAGGACAGAGGGGAAGUACUACAGGCGACGAAAGCGACGCCUGCAGCGUGGAUUCGUGCGGAACGGCUGCAUGCCAAGCUGGAAGAGAAGAAGGAGCUCGAGCGACUGGUCGGCGCGCUGGAGACGAAGAAUCAGGAACUCGAUCGGGUCGUGGAAGAGAGACGACGCGUGGCAACUGCCGAUGUGCAGCGCAUGCAACGCGCAGCGACGCAGUUGGAACAGGUGCGCCAUCUUGCGACAGAGUUUGCCACCACGUUAUGA
Molecule: messenger RNA, 717 nt
Organism: Hyaloperonospora brassicae
Lineage: Eukaryota; Oomycota; Peronosporomycetes; Peronosporales; Peronosporaceae
Source: the annotation of a GenBank genome assembly